Messenger RNA from Penicillium argentinense, 1518 nucleotides. RefSeq names its product putative MFS transporter. Gene Ontology annotation, biological process: transmembrane transport. Lineage: Eukaryota; Fungi; Ascomycota; Eurotiomycetes; Eurotiales; Aspergillaceae. The transcript has 2 exons. The record is from RefSeq and is a predicted model, not a curated record. The annotation marks the transcript as partial. Gene Ontology annotation, molecular function: transmembrane transporter activity.
CGACCGUUGGAAACCCGUGCUGCACAAAUCACCAUGGAGGACGGAACGCGCGUUGGGGAUGCGACUGGUUCGCCCGUGGUCCAGCAGCGCCAGCGCUCGACGCUGUACACUGUCUACUCGAACUCCUGGUUCCAGAUCCUGCUGAUCAGUUUCAUUUGUUUUUGCUGUCCUGGUAUGUACAAUGCCCUCACAGGAUUGGGAGGAUCCGGACAGGUCAACCAGGCCGUCGCCGCAAAUUCCCAGGUGGCUCUGCUAUCUGCAACCGCCGGAACUGCGCUGUUUGUCGUCGGCCCCAUCUUCAAUCGCGUCGGCCCUCGUGUAUGUCUUCUCCUCGGCGGAUGGACAUAUCCCUUGUAUUCGGGCAGUCUGCUCUGCUUCAACGGUAUAUCCACCAAGUUCUCGUAUACAGUGUGUCCUGGACUGAUCAUCGCUAAUCUUAUCUCAUCAGCAACGAACAAUGGUGCCUUCGUCAUCGCCGCCGGUGCCAUCCUCGGUGUCGGCGCAUCCUUCCUCUGGGUCGCACAGGGAGCCAUCAUGACCACCUACGUCCCUGAAUCGCAAAAAGGACGCGCCAUUGCGACCUUCUGGAUUAUUUUCAAUCUCGGCGGUGGUGUUGGUUCGCUCGCCAGCUUCGGACUCAACUAUAACUCGACCAGCGGUACAGUGUCGGACGGCACCUACAUUGCCCUGUUGAUUCUGAUGGCGAUUGGGUGGCUGCUGGGCGUCUUCAUUUGUCCUCCCUCGUCGGUGCGGGUUCCCCAGCUGGAAGCCACUCCCGAGGAGGAAAAGAACUGGAAGCAGACUCUGCAGGUCUCGGUACAUGCCAUCGCGGAUUGGCGCGUGCUGUGCAUGUUGCCCCUGUUCUUCUCAGCGAAUGUGUUUUAUUCGUACCAGCAGAAUGUGGUCAACGGGAUGACCUUCAACAUCCGCACCCGCUCGCUCAAUGGCGCGCUGUACUGGAUCGCGCAGAUGCUGGGCGGCCUGGUCAUCGGCCUGAUCCUUGAUCUGCCGGGGUUCAGCCGUCCCACACGUGCGCGCGUAGCCUGGGUAUUCCUCUUCGUGACGGGCAUGGCCACCUGGGGUGGUGGAUAUGCCUUCCAGCUGUGGUCCGACGAUCGCAUGGCGCAGGGUAUCAAGCAGGAUCUUGACUAUACUAACUCACCCACCUCCGUCGGGCCCAUCUUCCUCUAUAUCUUCUACGGCGCAUACGAUGCCUUCUGGCAGUCCUUCUGCUACUGGCUGAUGGGCGCCCGAUCCAACUCGCCCGCCGUCACGGCCGUCCUCGUCGGCGCCUAUAAGACCUUCCAGAGCGCGGGUGGUGCCAUGGCCUGGCGCAUCAACGCGCUGGGCAAGUCCAACAUGACGCAGUUCGCAAUGGAUUGGGGCCUGUGCAUGGGAUCGUUAGUGGUCGCCAUCCCGGCUGUCCUCGCAGUGACGCUGACCAGCGAGUCGGACGGCCUCGUCGAGCAGCGCAUAUCGGUUGACGACGAAAAGCCCCAGGCGCAACUGAAAGAGUAA